AUGGCUCGCAAGUCCUCGGGGUCCGCUUCUAGCCCUCAUCUUCCUCCGCUCCAGCCUGCCGUCAACCACACCUCCGACUUCGCCGCCGCCGACACCCCCUCGCUGUCGACGCCCUUCAAGCUCGACGAGGGUUACUCCGAUGAGACGAAAACUCAAGUCGAGAAGAAGGACCUGGCGAUUCCCGCCUCGGAUGAGUGGAUGACGCUCCAAGAGUGGGUUCUCACGCACAGCGAGACCGAAAGAGCUGAGCUGGCCUUUAACCUUCUUCGCACCAUGCGCGCAUCCACCGUGGCCUCCGUGAUCGAGCGCCUGGCGCCGCGCCUGCACAUGGAUCCGGUGUUGAAACUCCCGCCCGAGAUCACCUCCGAGAUCUUUUCCUACCUCGACCCACAAACGCUGUUGAUGGCUUCCCUGGCCUCCCGUGCCUGGCGCAAUCGCAUUUCAGACUCGCGCCUGUGGAAAGACCUCUACAUCAACGAAGGCUGGAAGGUGGAUAUGGACGCUGUUCGCACGUUUGAGCAGGAACACUCGGGACUUCCAUCUCCACAGUUACGGAAAUCCCGCUCGAGGCAUACCGACCCGGAUAGUGGGGAGCCGAAGCAGAAGAAGCGAGUACCACCCAGCUGGUUGAACUCACGGACAACCGGAUCGCUCGGUCGGAAAACGAGGCCGGAAAACGGGCAAAGGCAUGCGGCGGAGGAGGAGGCAGAUAAUGAAGGCGACCUUCCCAUGGGGGAUGUAUCCACCGAGAGGAGCACAUUGUUCUCUCCGGAAGAGCAAACGACAAGCCCAAGCCGACGGCGCGAGUCUCACUUCGGAUCGACUCAGCUCAAACUCGGUGGAAAUGGAUUGUCGGCAGAUACGCGCCGUCCGAACUCAUCGCUUCUUAUUCGGAUGCCCAAUGGCACGGCCAAAGUCAACUGGCUUCACCUCUACAUGCUACGAAGAAAAUUGGAGGAGAACUGGGCUAAAGGCCGUUUCACAAACUUCCAACUGCCACAUCCGGCACACAUGGAAGAGGCCCACCAAGAGUGCGUCUACGCGAUCCAAUUCACCGGCAAAUGGUUGGUCAGUGGUAGUCGGGAUAAAACCCUAAGAGUCUGGGAUCUAGAUACGAAGCGCCUGUGGCACCCACCGCUGCUGGGCCAUACAAAGUCGGUACUCUGCCUACAGUUUGACCCUCGUCCUUCAGAGGAUAUCAUCAUCUCGGGCAGCAGCGAUAAAAGCGUCAUCAUCUGGCGAUUCUCCACCGGCGAAAAGCUCCAUGAGAUCACAGCCGCCCAUGACGACUCCGUAUUGAAUCUUCGCUUUGACGAGCGGUACAUUGUAACCUGCUCCAAGGAUACGCUCAUCAAGGUCUGGAGCCGACACCAGCUCUCCCCAGCCGACAAGGACUACCCUAGCAUGUUCUUCGGCACCGGCGUAACCUAUCCGUCCUACAUAAUCGAUACGGCGGAGAUGCCCUCCCCGGUGCUGGAAGCCGAACUUGCCAACGGCCACAUCAAGAGUCUCGCCCCUUUCUCCCUCCUGAUGACCAUAGACGGACACACUGCCGCCGUGAAUGCCAUCCAGCUCAACGAGGACGAGAUCGUCUCCGCCUCGGGAGAUCGACUGAUCAAGGUCUGGAACCUCCGCAACGGCGCCUGCAAGAAGACCGUCAUCGGCCACGAGAAGGGCAUCGCCUGCGUGCAGGUCGACAACCGCCGGAUCAUCAGCGGGAGCAACGACGACACCGUCCGGAUCUUCGACCACGCCUCCGGCGCCGAAGUUGCCUGCCUCCACGGCCACGGCAACCUGGUCCGGACCGUCCAAGCCGGGUUCGGCGACCCGCCCGGCGCGGAGGAGACUCUCCGCCUCGAAGCCCUCGCCGUGGACAACGCAUUCCGCGACGCGCAGCGCUCGGGGGCCAGCGUCGACCUCGGACCCCGCGCCCUCCGCCGCGCCGGCUACACGCAGAACACCACCGGCUCCCGCGACCCGCGGGACAUCAAGGCCCUGGGCGCGAAGAUCCCCCCCGGCGGCGGCGGCAGCCGGUGGGCUCGCAUCGUCUCCGGCUCCUACGACGAGUCCAUCAUCAUCUGGAAGAAAUGCAAGGAAGGCCGCUGGGUGGUCGGCCAGCGCCUGCGUCAGGAGGACGCAGCUACCAGCGCCGCCUACGUGGUCUCCGACCCGGCCGCCCGCGCUGCUACCGCUCGAUCGAACGCUUUUGCCCAGCAGCAACAACACCUCCAAACCCCCGGCGCAGCAGCAGCACAGAACCAACAAACCCCCCUUCCCACCACAGUCUCGGCCUCAGCACCCCAAGCAGCAGGAGGAGGAGGAGCCCUCCAAACCCUACAAGCCAUAACAGCCCGCCUCGCCGGCCAAGCCCAGCAGCAACCGCAACCAGGCCCAACCCCAACCCCACCCGCCGCCAGCCGGGCCCAGCCCCAGCCCCCCAUGAACAUGAACGGCAUCAUCAACCCAGCCCUCCACCAACCUCCCCAUCCUUUAGGACCAGCACACCAACAACAACAGCAACAACAACAACAACAACAACAACAACAACAACAACAACAACAACAACAACAACCCCACCCCCACCCCCGCCCGCGCCACCACCCGCGCGACGCAAGCGCCGUCCCCACCUCGCGCGUCUUCAAGCUCCAAUUCGACGCCCACAAGAUCAUCUGCUCGAGUCAGGACCCGCGCAUCGUCGGCUGGGACUUUGUCGGCGACGACGAGGAGCUGCGCGAGGCGUGCCGGUUCUUCAUGUGUCUCUGAUUCAGCCUUCUUCUCGUCUCGCGAAGGGGUCGACAGUCGACAUGAUUCUGUCAGUGGGUGCGGGUCUGGUUGGGGCAUGGGCAUGGGCAUGGGCGUGGGCAUGGGAUGGUUUGAAGGAACACCGUACCUCAACUUGGUGCUUUCCCAGACACAAAGAAAUUCCGCGGCUGUCUUCGCAACACACACAUCGUACACUUGGGUUUGGAUCCGGGCUUGGGUCUGGGCCUGGGUCUAGGUCUAGCUAGGUCUGGUCUGGUCUGGUCUAGCUCUGACUCGGCAAGUACAGUACAUCUAGUACUUACUGUCUCAUCUUUCACGCGCCAAGCUUCUAUUCUUGUCAUUCAACUCUCCCCUUCUCGCUAUCGCUUCAAUUCGGGGGUGUUUCAGACUGAGAACGGUCG
This is a messenger RNA of Aspergillus uvarum CBS 121591, 3164 nucleotides long. RefSeq names its product F-box and WD domain protein. The transcript is spliced from 2 exons. Bases 1 to 2763 code for a protein of 920 amino acids. The record is from RefSeq and is a predicted model, not a curated record. NCBI's taxonomy places the organism in Eukaryota, Fungi, Ascomycota, Eurotiomycetes, Eurotiales, Aspergillaceae. Gene Ontology annotation, molecular function: protein binding.